GCUGGAAGCGCGGAGCCUGGUGGCAAUGGCAGUGCGGGCGGCACGGGCGCUGCCGGCUCGACGGAGCUUUUCGGCCUGGUCAGGAGCCUCGAGAGGGUGCUCGCGGCCAGCAAGUCUUGGCUGGGGGCGGGCGGCAGCGCACAGGGGCCUGCCGCCGUGCGGCAGCCCGCCGCCGAGGAGCCCGCGGACGAGGAGUCCGAGCGCGUGGCCCAGAUCGAGGAGCUGGAGGGCCAGAUCGCGCGCCGCAAGCAGCUCAAAUCGCCAAGCGCAAUCAGCGAGGUCCUGGACGACCAGCUGGCGGCCUUGCGCGCUGCGCGCAUGGAGGCCAAGGCGCCGCAGGCCCAGGCCAAGGUGGCGGGAAGCGCGAUGGCGCAGGCGGCGUUGGACGAGGCGAAGGUCGACCUGGACGCGCACGAGACCGACGUCGCGAACGCCGGCACCUCGGCGCUGGCGCUGCUGGCCGAGCUGCGCCUGGCGAUGGCGAAGGCUGCCCCAGAGGAGGCGGUCCCGCCAGCGCCGUUCAUCCCUGGAGCCGGGGUGCACAAGGAGGCGCUGGCAGAG
Prorocentrum cordatum is the source of this 561-nucleotide messenger RNA. The record is from the annotation of a GenBank genome assembly. NCBI's taxonomy places the organism in Eukaryota, Dinophyceae, Prorocentrales, Prorocentraceae.